Messenger RNA from Salvelinus sp. IW2-2015, 2183 nucleotides. RefSeq names its product stimulator of interferon genes protein-like. Gene Ontology annotation, biological process: innate immune response; positive regulation of macroautophagy; activation of innate immune response. Gene Ontology annotation, molecular function: 2',3'-cyclic GMP-AMP binding; cyclic-di-GMP binding. NCBI's taxonomy places the organism in Eukaryota, Metazoa, Chordata, Actinopteri, Salmoniformes, Salmonidae. Gene Ontology annotation, cellular component: autophagosome; endoplasmic reticulum membrane. The record is from RefSeq and is a predicted model, not a curated record.
AUGGGGGGAGAUGGGAGACACCUGAUGCAACAGUUGGGAGGGGAGGAGAGUCUGGUCCCUCAGCCUCGUGGGAGUCUACACAAAGCCGGUGCGAUAGGAUUGGCUACCGUGGUGAUGACGGCCAUCUUGGUUUUGGAGCCUGAGAGCUUCUUCAGACACGUUGCAGCAGCGAUACUCAUCCUGACUGUGGGGCCCUCGCUGCAUGGAGUGUUUCUCCUCUUAGAGGAAUGUCUUCAUCAUGCAACUACCCGGUACCGUGGUGGGAGGCUGGGUCAGARGGUGACAGCCUGUGUGGGUGUGUAUACUCUCCUGGGUGUGGGGUUGGCAGUGCUGCUGUUGGGCCUGACCGAGCCACAGCCCUGGAGAGACCAGUGGAGCAUGGUGAUCUUGGCCUGUGGCCUCUACCCUCUACUCAAAACCCUGGGAGUACUGGGUCCGUCUGAAGUGGAAGUGUCAGAGAUUUGUGAGGAGAGGAAGAUGAACGUGGCUCAUGGCCUGGCUUGGUCUUUCCACCUGGGCUACCUCAACCUGGUGUUGCCUCGGUUGGAGGGUUCUAUAUCAGAAUUCCGUGCCUCACACACGGCAGGUCCGUUUGAGACCAGGGGUUCCAGAAAGCUCCUAAUCCUCCUCCCUCUCAACGCCAACAUCGCUCACAAGCUGGAGGAUGAAGACACCAACAUCCGUUUCUAUGACAACCUCCCUAACACAGAGAUCGACAGAGCAGGGGUCAGGGGGCGUGUCUACAAGCACAGUGUCUACAGCCUAUUGGACGAGAAUAGACAGGCCCAUCACUGUGUGGUGGAGUAUGCCACCCCUCUGCUGACACUGUAUAAGAUGUCUCAGGAGAGUAGUGCAGGGUUUGGGGAGAGGGACAGGAGAGAGCAGGUGCUGRUGUUCUACAGGACUCUACAGGACAUACUGGACCGCUCACUGGAGUGCAGGAACCGCUACCGACUCAUCCUGCUCAACGAUGAGCAUGAGGAUGACCCUCACUUCCUGUCCAAGGCCAUUCUGAAGAACCUGGAUCAGCAGGAGAAKGAAGAGUUCUAUGUUCUCCCUGUCAACCCUCAGCCUGAGGUGGACCACCCACUCAUCCCUCCCGCCACGAUCUGCAUAGAUGACAUGCACCAAAUUGAGCCAAUGAGCAGUGUGCCAUCACUGAUGAUCAGUCAUGACAUGCCACGUACACUCAGGGAACCAGUUGAGAACUCAGACAUCCUUUCUCCAUAUGAUGGGACAGGUGUAAGGAGAUAAACACUCACUUAAAUUUUAGUAGAUGCUCUUAUCCAGAGCAAUUUACAGGAGCAAUUAGGGUUAACUGCCUUGCUCAAGGGCACAUUGACAGAUGGUCAUAUUUUUGUUAGUUUACUAUGUUUGUUCGUUUACUAUAGUUAAACACGGGAUGUUCGGGUUCUCAAUGCAAAAAAAGUAUAUUAUUAUACAACAGAAUUAGUUAAGGAAAUUGAAAACAGUAGAAAUACAAUAUAUCCUGAAUUGCUUAACUGAAUAUGAAUGCUAGGUAAUAUAUGUCAAGGAAUUUAGGUUGCUACUGGUGUGUAGCUGUUUUUUUUAAACAGGAUAUUGUUAAUUGUGUAAUACAGUCCUAUAUUGGCUGUAACAUUUAGUGUUGUUUUUCUGUGAUCAUUUUGUGUGUCAUGUAUGCAGAACUYAUGUAGGCAUAUAAUAACAACCCCGCUUAUUCCUCACAUUGCCUGCAUGUUGUUCUAUACUCUCCUAAACUCUGUAAUUUAUCUGUCCGUACUCUGUGUACACCGCUAUGAUGGAUUUACAUUGUUUGCACAGACGGAAUGUGCAUGCUUGAACCAUGGUGUGAAGUAAACAGAGAUAGAGAGCGAGAGAGAUCCCAUCUUUGCAUGCCUGGCCGGAGCUAGGGAGUGAGCUGAGAGCUGAGCCUGGGCUGAUCAUUCAGAGGAGAACAGAGCCUGAGCCACAAGUUAUCAGGCAUGUUAUCUAGCUAUAGUCAGUACCAUAGAAAUAUAAUGAAUUGAAUGGGCUUGGACGUUCUAACCCUGGCAAUUUGACUGGUAAACUCAUGGGUACACUCACAAUGGCUGCCUGGUUUUGAGAUGUGAUAAUUUUCAUGGUAUUUUGGAAUGUUCUAUCAACUGAUGCUGGAUUGCCAUGGUAAUGUAGAAUGUUCAUUAAAGUAAUGCUAACUGAUG